CCGAGGGUCCGACCAAUCUGCCAUGCCCUUUGCUUAACCCACAAAGCUGGUUUAUUCAGCUGGGAACUAUGUCCUUAGGCUAGGCUCCGGCACUCAAAGAAUCAGUAACUCCACUGAAACGCAAUGUUGGAUGGUCGACCGCGGUCGGUUACCGAGCCCCUUUGGUAUCGGGGCAUGACUGACAUAGCCAUAGAACUGCAUGAGACGGUGCACCCAGCGAGGUGGUGCAUCACCUUUGCUGAUCUCAAGUUCUUCCGGUCUGAAGUCCAUAGGGCCAUCCAAGAUGGCCAGAACUUUCAGGAGAACUUCGAAGCUUCGUAUGGGCCAAGCAUUUAUGCAGUGAAUGAACAUUACAUCAAGCCGGUCACAGCGGCUGCUGGCAAAAUGAGCUGGGCGUUGAUGAUGAAUCCUCAUGGACUUGACUGUGAUUUGUUUAUUACUCAUGCUUGGCAGGAAGAUGUGUUCGAGUUCACCGAUAAAGUGCUGACAUCCUGGCCUCGGGGUGCAUGCCACGCUUGGUGUUGUAUGCUUGCAAACCCACAGAAUUUAGAUAUUGGCGCCUUGCUUCAGUCACCAUCAAUGUCGCCUUUCGCACUUGCGCUGCAGAGCUCCAAGUACAUGUUGGUGGUGCCUACCCGGCACAAGAGUGUCUACACAAGGUUGUGGUGUGGCUAUGAAGCCUACCUGGCCUUUCAAAGUAACAAGAUCAUUCGGACAGCUACACCUUCGAUUUGGCGAUUAGUUAUGUGUUCUUGGCUCAGGAUGUUUCCCGCGCUGCUGAUGGGCCUCAUAGUCGGCAUGCUCUUCAAUUUAGGGCAGUUGGACCUAUUCCUAAAAUUCAUAGCAGCAAUGAGAAUGAUAGCGCUUUUUGCAAGCCUGGUGAGUCAACACUGUGGUCAGAUGCGGCUGUGCUUGGUUGCCAACCAUGUGGGCCUACUAGCCAGUACUUCGGCGGCUUUUGUUCCAAGUGGAACACUUCUGAGACGAUUUCCAAGUCUUCCUCUUCCUGGGUGGACAGCACAUAUGAUUGUGUAUUGGCAUCGUAUUUGCAUUUUGGUUUAUUUCUUACUUGCUGAAGUUGACCGCGUGAAUUGCCAAACAGAAACGGAAGAGGCAGAAGCGUUGCAAAAUCAAUAUCAAGGGUCAAUUCGUCACGCAUCUUGCUCAGAAGUUCAAGACGAAGUGAACAUUCGGCAUGAGAUAGGUGACCAGGUUGAUGAAGUUGACCAGGCAAUACAGGUUCUGUUGAAGGCUGGUAUGACAUCAGAUGCACUUCGAGCCGCAUAUUUACAGGGAGUUGAGCUUCGACAUGCUGGAUCCGUUCAAGUGGCCAUCCCCGUGCUUGUGCUCGGGCCUUUGUUACUGUUGGGUUGUGGGCUGAUGGGGCAAUACUUUGUUUUGCUUUGUAGAGCUGGUCAUCCACUUGCAGAAGUCUAUACACUUUGGGCAUCCAUUCAAUCCACAUCAGUCCUUGCUAGGCUUGCCUUCUUAUGUUUGUUUGUCAGACGCUCCAUCGAUGAAAGAUGUUUCAUGCUGAACGUGAUGGCAAAGAUUGUGACGGUUUUCUA
This is a messenger RNA of Durusdinium trenchii, 1568 nucleotides long. NCBI's taxonomy places the organism in Eukaryota, Dinophyceae, Suessiales, Symbiodiniaceae. The record is from the annotation of a GenBank genome assembly.